This is a messenger RNA of Drosophila grimshawi, 3896 nucleotides long. RefSeq names its product protein hunchback (gene hb). The record is from RefSeq and is a predicted model, not a curated record. Gene Ontology annotation, molecular function: RNA polymerase II transcription regulatory region sequence-specific DNA binding; DNA-binding transcription factor activity, RNA polymerase II-specific. Lineage: Eukaryota; Metazoa; Arthropoda; Insecta; Diptera; Drosophilidae. The coding region runs from base 628 to 3171 and encodes 847 amino acids. Gene Ontology annotation, biological process: regulation of transcription by RNA polymerase II. The transcript is spliced from 2 exons.
UCGUGUUCACUGCCUCGCAUAAGCCGAACGUCGCUGAGCAGCAGUAGCAGCACCAUCAGUAUCAUCUCAAAAAGGACGACGAGUGUCUCAAGCAAAACGAAAGCGAAACCGAAAACAAGAAUUUAAAAAAAUAAGAAAAAAAAAAAAAUCCGUUACAAACAAAUAAUCUGCCAGUGGUUGUGUUAAGACUUUCCAAACUUUCAUGCAUUAGAAAGCGGAUUUAAAAAAAAAAGUACGGAACAGCCUUCGAAAGAGUUUUUUUCGCACAUGCGCGAACUUCGCACAAAAAAGCUAAAAAGCAAAGGCAAAUAACAAAAAAAUAGAUAAAAACUACCAAAAAGGAGCAGCCAACACUGACACACACACACAACUCCAACUGCGUGUGCGUGUACGUGUACAUGUGUAUGUCUGUAUGAAUGUGUGUGCUUGUGUGCUUUGCGCGUUUUUUGUUUCGCACGCACUUUUAUCGCCGUUUUGUUUAAUUUAACGGUGCCGCGGUCAAGUGUAGAGAGCGCGAAAGCUUCCACAGCAGUCGCUCCUGUUCCCAAUUCCGCCCACGCCCGUUUUGGACCAAAAACUUUUUGAGAUUUGCUCGGAGUUGCCGCAGCAGGCGUAAGCAGCAGUAAGAUGCAGAACUGGGAGACGAGCACCGCAGCGCCCAAUUAUGAGCAGCACAAUGCGUGGUACAGCAGCAUGUUCGCCGCCAACAUCAAGCAGGAGCCCAUCUCGCAUCACCAUCACCAUCAUCAUGCUCAUCACAGUCAUCAUCAGCAUCCGCAUGACAGCAACAGCAAUAGCAAUGCAAGUAGUCCACACCAAUCGCCGUUGCCCUCACCCAAUCCACCCAGCAACACCAAUCUGCAACUGGAGCAAUACCUCAAACAACAGCAGCAGCAGCAACAACAACAACAACAACCCAUGGAUACACUUUGUGCUGCUGCCAUGACUCCAUCGCCGAGCAACAAUGAUCAGAAUAGCUUGCAACACUUUGAUGCCACCCUGCAGCAGCAACUCUUGCAGCAGCAACAAUAUCAGCAACACUUUCAGGCAGCACAACAACAACAACAGCAACAACAGCAACAGCAGCAACAUCAUCAUCUGACACUGGGCGGUUUCAAUCCGUUGACGCCGCCCGGUUUGCCCAAUCCCAUGCAGCACUAUUAUGCUAGCAAUUUGCGUCCCAGUCCAACAGCAACGACAACAACAACAACACCUGCUGCUGCUCCAACGACAACAGCAGCAACAAUUGCACUGCAAGCCAAUGACAAAUUACAGGCACUAACUCCACCCAUGGAUGUAACGCCACCAAAGUCACCGGCCAAGUCCCAGCAAUCCUGUGCGGAGCCAGAGAAGGAGCAUGAUUUAAUGUCCAAUUCGAGUGAGGAUAUGAAAUAUAUGGCCGAGUCGGAGGAUGAUGACACCAACAUACGGAUGCCCAUCUACAAUUCGCAUGGCAAGAUGAAGAACUACAAGUGCAAAACGUGCGGCGUGGUGGCCAUUACCAAGGUGGAUUUCUGGGCGCAUACGCGCACCCACAUGAAACCGGACAAGAUACUGCAGUGCGCCAAGUGUCCGUUUGUCACCGAGUUCAAGCAUCAUCUGGAGUACCACAUACGCAAGCACAAGAACCAAAAACCGUUCCAGUGCGACAAGUGCAGCUAUACGUGUGUGAACAAAUCGAUGCUCAACUCGCAUCGCAAGUCGCACAGUUCGGUGUAUCAGUAUCGGUGUGCCGAUUGUGAUUAUGCCACCAAAUAUUGUCACAGCUUCAAGUUGCAUCUGCGCAAGUAUGGUCACAAGCCGGGCAUGGUCCUGGAUGAGGAUGGCACACCCAAUCCCUCGCUGGUCAUCGAUGUCUAUGGCACCCGACGUGGCCCCAAAAGCAAAUCGCUCUCGGGCAACGGCAACUCCAGCAACUGUUCCAGUUCCAGCAGCAACAAGCGCAGCAGUGCAACAGCUGCAACAUCUGUGCAGCACCAGCAACCAGUUAUUCCACCAGCAGCCACAUCUCAGCUAUCGGCUGCUUUGCAAGGAUUCCCAAUGCCAGCGGCGGCUGCAGCAACUGCAGUUGCAACAACUGUGCCGCCCGUGUCGCCACCGUCGCCAGCGAAGAGUGUUGCCAGCAGCGUUGAGCAGGCGCCCAGUUUGUCGAACGCAUUGCUGCCACCUUUGGCCAGUUUGUUGCAACAGAAUCAUCGCAACAUGGCCUUCUUUCCCUACUGGAAUCUCAAUCUGCAAAUGCUUGCCGCCCAGCAGCAGGCUGCAGUUCUUGCCCAGCUAUCGCCGCGCAUGCGUGACCAGCUGCAACAACAACAGCAGCAGCAGCAACAGCAGCAGCAGCAGCAACAUCAGCAACAGCAGCAGCUGCAACGAUUGCCAGCACACAGCGACAACGAGGAGGAGGAGCAGGAGCCGGAGGAGGAGGAGGAAGCUGAGGAUGAUUUUGAGCGCAAGUCAGUGGAUUCAGCCAUGGAUCUGUCCCAAGGCACUCCGAUCAAGGAGGAGCCACAGCAACAACAGCGAACACUGAACAAUCACAUGGCAAUGAAUUUAAAGAUCAAGGACGAGGAUACACCGCUGAUCAGCAGCAGCAGCGCCUCCCGACGCAAGGGCCGUGUGCUGAAGUUGGACACGUUGCUGCAGCUGAAGUCCGCUGCAAUGUCCACGCCGGAGCAACAGCUCAAACUGCCAUCGAGUGUGCUGCCCACAGCCUCAUCUCCGAUCUCUGGCAGCAGUGCCAAUAAGCAGCUGGCGGAUGAUCCGUGCUCGGGUGCCAGCUCAGCGGAUGAGUCCAUGGAAACGAUGGGUCAUGUGCCACAGGUCAAUACGAGUGCCAGUUCAACGGCCUCCAGCUCCGGCAACAGCUCGAAUGCCAGCAGCAGCAGCAAUCCGACUCCAGCUGCAACAGUUGCCGCCUCAACCUCAGCCUCUGCGUCCGCGUCUGCAUCUGCAUCCGCGUCCGUGUCCAGCUCAUCCUCGAGCAGCAGCAGCAGCUCACCGGCCAUUUAUGAGUGCAAGUAUUGUGAUAUUUACUUCAAGGACGCCGUGCUCUACACCAUCCACAUGGGCUAUCACAGCUGCGACGAUGUCUUCAAGUGCAACAUGUGCGGCGAGAAAUGCGAUGGACCCGUCGGACUCUUCGUGCACAUGGCACGCAAUGCGCACUCCUAAGGAGCACCCACAGCACCCCACCCUCAAUUGUUAUUAGAUAUUAUUAUUAUUAACAUAUUUCGUUGUCCAGAAUUGUAAAUACUCGUAGUUUAGUUUGAUUUUGUUGUCGAGAAUUGUACAUAAGCCAAAAAAUGCACUAAAAUGCUAUCAACUAACUCUAGAAUUAAGUUCGAAAGAAAACCAAACUAAACCAAACCAAAACACAUUCAUGUUUAACUCUGUAACCGUAACUAAUAUAAUAUAUCUAUGUAGCAGCUAUCUAUCUAGUAUCUCUAUCUCUCUUUCUCUCAAUUCCUUGCUUUAUUUUUUUUUAAAUUAAGUCACAAAAACAUUUGCGAACCGAAUAACGACCCUGAAUAAGGUUUAAAAAUUUCAAAUGCGUAUUUAGCCUUAGUUUAAGUCAACUAUAACUUUAAUUUGUAAGCCUAGCCAGCAAAGAGUCCAAAGUCAAAUUACAAUAUCAGCAAUUAAUAUAUUAUUUUAUUUUUUAUAAAAAUAAAUGUUUAGUUCUAAAAAGAAACACGACUGUUUUUUUCUUUUUGAUUUUGAAACUAAUUUCAGUUUAAAGCUAAGUCUCGAAUUAAUAAAAGAUUAACAUAUAUUCAAAAAUAAUUUGAUUUUGAUCAUUUGUGAAACUCUUUCGGCAUAAUGACAAUAUUUUUGAUACCGAUCAAAAAGAAGUACAAAUAUAAAGAUUUUAUAAGAAAUCCACAAAUAAAUGUAAA